UUUAGGCCAAGAUAGUAAACGUAGCUCAAAUUAGAAAUCCAUGUCUUGUGUCGAUCAUAUUCUAACUGGCAGCCUGAUGAAAGUAAGAAUCAUUAAAAUGUGUUUGUUGUUGUUAUUUUGUGUACGCUCGUAAUAAUGAAUUUUAUUUUGAAAUCUGUGAGCGGAAGUGUGAUCUUACAUCCUGUCUGGUUUGACACUGGCUGCUCAGUGUGUGUGUGUUUGUCUGUGUGAGAGAGUGUGUGUGUCUGUGUGCGUGUGAACUCGGCUUCCUGCUGCUGCUCGGUGUCCGCACACCGUCCGUCUCGUCAGUGUUGAUCGGCUCGCCAUGGCGGAAGGACGCAGAGAACAGCCGCCCCAUCCCCUCUUCUCCAUACCACCGGCCAGCAAGCGACCCUGCCUGCGCCCUGCUCCCCGAGGUCCCGGCCCGGGGCCCGGCCACGGCAGCGGGUUGCACGGCUCCCGGUACCGUUCCCCGGAGUCCCUUCUGGACUGCGCCGCGAAGGCAGUAGCGGAGAAGUGGGCCUUCGAGAGAGUGGAGGAGCGCUUCGAGCGGAUCCCGGAGCCCGUCCAGCGCCGCAUCGUCUACUGGUCUUUCCCCCGCAACGAAAAGGAAAUAUGCAUGUACUCUUCGUUUCAGUGCCGAGUCGCCGGCGAGGAGGGUCCGUCGGCGGCUACCGGCGGCGCUGGGGCCGCUGGGUCCGGAGCUACGACCGCCGGUGGCGGCGGCGGCGGCGGCGGCGGCGGUGGUGGGGGAUCUACAGCCGUUACAACGGCUACCGCGGGGGCAGCCGGAGCGGCGGGCACGGGAGACGGACUGCCAUUCCGCCGCGGUAUCAGGCUGCUAGAGACCGGCUGUGUGGAAAACGUUUUACAAGUCGGGUUUCACCUCAGCGGCACAGUAACUGAACCCACCACGUCGUCAGAGCCGGAGGUCACGCACAAGGUGGCCAUCAGCUUCGACCGCUGCAAGAUAACCUCAGUCACCUGUGGCUGCGGGAACCGGGACAUUUUCUACUGCGCGCACGUGGUGGCGCUCUCUCUUUACCGGAUUCGCAAACCUGAACAGGUGAAGCUGCGGCUGCCCAUCUCAGAGACGCUGUUCCAGAUGAACAGAGACCAGCUGCAGAAGCUGGUGCAGUACCUGAUAACAGCCCACCACACCGAGGUGCUGCCCACCGCUCAGAAACUGGCCGAUGAGAUCCUCUCCUCCAACUCUGAGAUCAACCAGGUCCAUGGCGCCCCAGACCCAACUGCAGGUGCCAGCAUCGAUGACGACAACUGCUGGCAUCUGGACGAGGAUCAAGUCAGGGAGCAAGUCAAACAGUUUCUAUCGCAGGGAGGUUACUACGGCUCCGGGAAGCAGCUCAACUCCAUGUUCGCUAAGGUGCGGGAGAUGCUCCGAAUGCGAGACUCCAACGGCGCCCGAAUGCUGACGCUCAUAACGGAACAGUUCAUGGCGGACCCUCGUCUGUCGCUAUGGAGACAGCAGGGCACGGGCAUGACGGACAAGUGUCGGCAGCUCUGGGAUGAGCUCGGUGCAUUGUGGGUGUGUGUGGUGCUGAACCCCCACUGUAAAAGUGAGGAGAAGAGCGGCUGGCUGAAGCAGCUGAAGAAGUGGGGGGACAUGGACGUCUGCCCGCUGGAGGACGGCAACUACGGCAGCGAGCUUCCGAACAUCACCAACGCUCUGCCGCAGAGCAACCUCGCACAGGACUCUCUGUCCCGGCCGAGGAGGACGGUGUUCAGCCGAGCCGUCGAGGCCUGUGACCUCCACUGGCAGGACAGCCACCUGCAGAGGAUCAUCAGCAGCGACUACUACAUGUCUCCGUCCUACCAGAGAGAGGGGGAGAGCCUGCUGUUCAACCCGCAGGGUCUUCCACUCUGGCUGGACCACGUCCCGACAGCGUGCGCCCGCGUCGAUGCCCUGCGUUCCCACGGUUACUCCAGGGAAGCCCUGCGAUUGGCGGUUGCCAUCAUCAACACGCUCCGCCUCCAACAGCAGAGACAGAUGGACAUCUACAAACACCAAAAGAAAGAGCUUCUCCAGAGGGGUGUGACCUCCACCACCAACCUGGAAGGCUGGGUGGGUCACCCCUUGGACCCGAUUGGCUGCCUGUUCACCACGCUCACCGAAACCUGCCGCAUGGACGACGACAACAGCAUGGACACCGGAGAAGGAGAACCCAGACCUCCAGUCUACCACCAUGUGCCCGUGUGGGGAAGCCCUGACGGUGGGGAGUCAUACCUGACUCUGUCCUUAGAGGUGGCUCUGAUGGGCAUGGGGCAGCAGAGGAUAAUGCCCGAGGGCCUGUACGCUCAGGAUAAGGUUUGUCGCAACGAGGAGCAGAUUGUUGCAAAACUUCAAGAGCUGGAGCUGGACGAUCUCCUGGUUCAAACUCUUCGGAAACAGGCCAUACAGCUACUAGAUGCUGGUCCGUUUAGCGGUCUGGGUGAAGUCAUCCACAGGGAGAGCGUUCCCAUGCACACCUUCGCCAAGUACCUCUUCUCUGCCCUGCUGCCGCACGACGCAGACCUGGCGUAUAAAGUCGCUCUCCGUGCAAUGAGGCUCCCGGUGCUGGAGUCGUCGGCGGGCUCCGGGGACGUGGGCCACCCUCACCACGGUAUCUCCAUAGUCCCGAGUAGAUACCCGCGCUGGUUCACACUGGGACACCUGGAGUCACAGCAGUGCGAGCUGGCCUCCACCAUGCUAACUGCUGCUAAAGGCGACAUGUUGAGGUUGCGGACGGUGCUGGAGGCCAUCCAGAAAAACAUCCACUCCUCUUCCUUAAUCUUCAAACUGGCCCAGGAUGCCUUUAAGAUAGCCACGCCCGCUGACAACCCGCCUGAUAUAACCCUGCUCAACGUGGCACUGGAGCUAGGACUGCAGGUGAUGAGGAUGACUCUGUCCACGCUGAACUGGAGAAGGAGGGAGAUGGUUCGCUGGCUGGUAACCUGCGCCACUGAAGUCGGUCUGCGGGCGUUGGUGAGCAUCUUGCAGAGCUGGUACACUCUCUUCACACCGACCGAGGCCACCAGCAUCGUGGCGGCCACCGUCAUGUCCCACAACACCAUCCUGCGCCUCAGCCUCGACUACCCCCAGCGCGAGGAGCUGGCCAGCUGUGCGAGAACCCUGGCCCUGCAGUGCGCCAUGAAGGACCCCCAGAACUGCGCUCUGUCGGCGCUGACGCUCUGCGAGAAGGACCACAUCGUGUUCGAGACGGCCUACCAGAUCGUGAUCGACGCAGCGUCCACAGGAAUGACGUACUCCCAGCUGUUUACCAUUGCGAGGUACAUGGAGCACAGAGGAUACCCUCUGCGGUCGUUCAAAUUGGCCUCCCUCGCCAUGACCCAUCUAAACCUGGCUUACAACCAGGACACACACCCGGCUAUUAAUGACGUGCUCUGGGCCUGCGCGCUCAGCCACUCUUUGGGUAAAAAUGAGCUUGCAGCCAUUAUUCCCCUGGUGGUGAAGAGCGUGCACUGCGCCACGGUGCUGUCUGACAUCUUGAGGCGGUGCACCAUGACGGCGCCGGGUCUCGCCGGCAUCCCCGGGAGAAGGAACUCUGGGAAGCUGAUGUCAACGGACAAGGCGCCGUUGCGGCAGCUCCUGGACGCCACGAUCUCGGCGUACAUCAACACCACGCACUCUCGACUGACGCACAUCAGUCCGCGGCACUACGGAGAGUUCAUAGAGUUCCUGAGCAAAGCAAGGGUGACUUUCCUGCUGGCACAGGACGGCCACAUUCAGUUCGCCCAGUUCAUAGACAACCUGAAACAGAUCUACAAGGGCAAGAAGAAACUGAUGAUGUUGGUCAGGGAGCGCUUCGGCUGACCUUACCCCUCCCUCACAGGGACGCUCUCCCUGGGAAGUAGUUAAACUUAUUUGUUUCUAUUUAAGGCUUUUUAGAUUCUUUGUAUUUUUACUUAUUUUGAGCCAUUUGUUGACUAAGUCAUAAGUUUUUGUCCCUGUUUUGUUGUUUUGUUUCUUGAAUGUGAACCAGGAAGUGUUUGCAGUACAUUGCUCUACUUCAUUGAGACUGCAAAAGGAGGGGGAGGGGGCAGCGGCUUGAAAUGUCAAAGAAACACCAACAAAAACAAAGCAUUUUUCUCCUCCAGCUAAUGUUGAAUCUAAUAUGAAAAAGUCAAAAAGAUUGUGAUGACAAAAAAAAAAAGCAAAAGCAACUUUUGUUUUUCAGUGGCACAUGACGAUAUAAAAACCAAAUGAUGUUGGAUGGGGUACUUACUUUGAGCCAGAAGACGCUUUCAGCUGGGGGUAAAAGAAGAAGUGUUUUUCAAAGUGGAAGAAACAUGUCAUUCCAAAAAAGAAAAAAAAAACCCACUGAUGUGGAAAACACACAUAGUGUUGCUGUCAUACCUCGACUGUAUUAUUUGUCAGCUUUAACUUCUCUAUCAGAAAUGGCCUCUUGUUUCAUUCAGGGCAUCUUAGAGUAGAGAGGGCAGAAUACAGAACUACGCAUGUGUGGUCUCUCUGUAGAAGAAGUCGGCACCAACAGGUUUGAAAAACUUGACUGAAGCCACUCUAGACUAGCUCCUGUCCUCUACACCUGCUGGUCAGUGCUUUUCAUUAAGAGAUAAUGCUUCACAGAGUGCAUGUUCUCAAAUCCAGCAGCCUGACAGUGACAUUAUUCAGGCUGUUCUAGCUAAGGUAGAGUAGUAGAGGCUCCACAUGCACACACACAUAUAUAUAAAUAUAUAUAUAUAUACAGUAUAUCUCUUACGUCCUCCUAUAAGCUUAUUAACAGUGACAAAAUACAACUGUGAUGAACAGUGGGGGUCACAUUAUGCCCAUCUCUAGAGAUACGACUGCACUGCUGUACAGCUAUUUGUGGCCAAAACCUUUUAAAUCUAUACGACUCCAACAGUCACUUUUCACACGCUAGAUCAAGACGCUAGUCAACGAGCAAUAUAAGUCAAGUCUGCUUCAAUAUUUGAUCGUCCAGCGGCAUUAAUUUCACCGUCUUGUAUUCGGUUAGGAAGCGGAACAUAUUUGGACCUGGUUGAUUUCAGUGACUGUUAGUGGUCAACUCUGCCUGUAGCUAAAGGCCCUUUUCCAUUUCAAAAGGUUUUGUGAGAACUCAGGAACUCGUGGUUUCCCAGAACCUUUGCGUGAACCCCAUUUUAAGAGCAGAAGUCUGGUUUAUAAUGUUGGUUCUGAGUCGGCAGUACUUUCCAUCAUAGUCCAACAAGCACUGUUUAUAUAGAACAGCCAACAAUUACAGCAGCAGCAAGAGGAAAUAAGUGAUAAAUAACCUUGUACUGAUUAGCUUAACUUGGAGAAUUGGCUAUGUCAAAAAGCUUUCUAAAAACUCUUUUCCAUUAAUUUAUUAUACAGCUAAGCUUAAACCACUGAUGAAUCUGCGCUAAUUAAUAUUUUUAUGUAAGAAAAGGUCACUCAGUGAUAGACGCACAGAGAAUUAGCAUCAUUUAGCAUCAUUUAGCUAACAGUUUAUGUUUUCUGCCAGAUAAUGUACUGUUUGGUUCAGUCUUACUGCUCAUAACAACCUUACUUCCAGCGACAGCAGGCAUCGUGCAGUACACCGCCUGCCCUGCACCAAACGGCAGGAAGUCAUAGUUAUUAGCAGCUAGCUAAUGAGUAAAGUGGAGGUUUUAGCUACCUCGAGUGGUGGUAGAGAGGAAAACACAGCUGAAAAGAGAGUUAACAUUGGCCUUAUGUUUGUUAGGUGGCCAGCAAAAACAGUCAAUGAAUGCUCGAUGCUGCUAGACAUGCUAGCAACUGUUUGCUAACAUAAGCCACCAGAUUAGCUAACAAUGUUAGCUAAACCAACUUUGUGAAAAAUCAAUUAAGAGUGGUUUAAGUGGCGUUUGAAUAUACUAAAACAAAAAAGGUAAUUGGUUAACAGUUAAAAAAAAAAAAAAAAGAAAAAAGGUGAAUAUUUAAAAUAUUUAAACAAAAACACAAUAACUGUAGUAAUUGCACUUCUUCCAUCAUGGCUGACAUGAAACAUGCUAAAGAAGCUUCUGUUGUUCCUCCAGUUCUUACGUCUUGGUGGAAAAGGGUCUGUAGUUACUAAAGCUACGUACCUGUGAAUGCUACUGGUUGUGAUCAUUUCUGGACUGUGAAGACGAGUGGCCGUGUCAGAAAUACAGUGCACAUACAAAACAUACUGUAUAUUUUAUGACUUAACGACGUAAUCGUACAUAUGUGAGACAACACGCCUCAGCACAGGAAGUUGUUUUUCUUUAUGGUGGGGCGAAGGUGGGGGGGAGGGGGGGGGGUAUAUGCGCCUCCCCCUUUUCUUACCCAGUGGCAAAGUGCUGUUAAUGGCAGUAAACAGUACAGCAAGAGCUUGAAUCUUUCACUGGUCGGACUGGUCAUCGUACAAGCACUUCACACAAAUACCUCUUCAGUACGUUCCUGCCUGCUUCAGCAUUUAUUUAUUGAUUGUUUAGUAACUUUGUGUGACUGAGUAGGAACCGCAGACACACAAACAGAACAGGAUUUAAAUAGAUUUAAAACACACACACACACACACACACAAUGGAUGAGUCAGCUUGUCGAUGGCAGGAGAAUAAAAGAAUAAGGUUUUUGAAUGGAGGAACAUUUUCUAGUCUGCUUUUACAUUCCAUGAGAGCUACCUUCACCCACUACCCGGGUAGUCAGUCACAGCUCUGGGCCUUUUUUUGAUCUGAAGAAACGCAGAUAGAAGAGGGGGAAAAAGGAAAAUUGAGCAAAAAGAAAGAAAAGAGAGGCUAAACUCAGUUCUCAGGGACAUCACUUAAAGAAACAAAACAAAAAGUAGUAGCAUUAAGCAUUUAAGAUAUUGUAAAUAUUAAAGUGUCAAUUCAGAAAAUUGUAAAGUUAUAAUUAUUUAUGAUAAGUAUGUUAUGUGUUUGUUUUGUUUUUUUCUUUAUUUUUAUGUUUUUUUGUUUUUUGGCGGGGGUGUACUUGAAUUGUUUUGGACGGGGGAAUUUGACAGCGUUUUUUUAAGAGCAAAGACUUCAAGGCAUUUCUCAGGUGCUCCUGUGUACAUUUAUUUCAGUUUGUUUUUUGCUAUAAUAACUAUUAUUAUUUGUGUUUUUUUUGUUUUGUUUUGUUUUUUUGUUCUUUUGUUCUUUUUAGAUUUGCAAAGAAAAAAAAAAUCUGUUUUCCAAAAGGAGGCAUGUUAUUGGGAGUUGAGGAAAAUGAGUGAGGCAUUCAUUUGUAAACAGAUACGUACUAAACCUGACUAUGCAGAACCACUUUGAUGAUCUUGUCACCUCUUAAAGAUGCCCUCUAAAAACUUGGGAGGAAGAGACACAGUGGACCGAACCACUAUUAAAGAUAGAGAGGGGGGUUUGGGGGGAGGGGGGGGCACACAAAGACAAGACACAGCAUGCUUGUAUUUGGACAAUGCGCAGUAGCCAGCCUGCAUUCGCUGCAACAUUUAGAGGAGAAAAAAAAAAAAAAAGAAAAAUGGUGGAAAAUGCCUUUCUGACCGAUCAAUGUACAAAGUUUAUUUUUGCUUUUCUUCUUUGUUGGUUUUAUUUAAUCAGGACUCAAGCCUUUAGUGUCUUCUCAGAGGUGUCGUGUUGUGUGGCAGCACCGCAGUGAGACAGAACAAUACGCAGACGUCAGUCAGAAACAGCAACUGUAUGAACAAAAGAGACGACCUGUGGAUGACCUUGUGUUCAUUCCUCAUUUGUUGUAUCUUGUUUUGUUUUUUUUUUCCUUUAUUGCUUUCUCUGCUCCCUUCAGCCUUCUCCUAUCUCUCUACCAUACUUUCUUUUUUCUAAUUCUCUGUCGUUUAUCCCUCGUUCCCUCUCACGCCGGGAGGAUUUUUUUGGUGUCGCAGCAACGCAUCGAUGUGUCAGUGCUUUCGCUGCAGCCACUUCCUCUGUCGUCGGAUAUCAGUGCAGCAGCCGCGUGUCAGCUUUUGACAAAAACUAGCUGGUUUUCUUUUGUUGCUGCAAAGUUUUUACACGAUGCGGAUUUGAAAAAAAAGAAAAGAAAAAAAGGUUGAAUUAAUUUCUGGGCUACUACAUCAGCAUGAUAGGGAUGUUUUUGUUGAAUCAUAUAUGAAAGAGGGAUAUUAUUUUACCAGUUGCUUAACUUGGAAGCUCCAGUCAGCUGCCUUUAUGUGAUGCAUUAACUGACGGCAUUACAACAAAGACGUUCCUCCAUCUUAACCGUUUUUCUCUGUGUUAACUGUAUCAACCAGUUCCUUAAGUUUUUCUUUCUUUCUUUCUGUCUUUCUUUCUUUCUUUCUUUCUUUCGUAGGACAGUACUAUUCGCAGGUAGAGAUCUAGUUCACCUACUGUUUCCCAGUUUGUUUUAUUUUUGGAUUUUUUUUUUUCUAACUUAAGGGAAAAUUUGAAAGUGUUUGUUGCCUCUUUGUGCUACUGAUUAUGAAAAAGGUAUUUCCAGUAUUUGUUGCCACAGAAGUAUGAUAGCUUAUCAUCAACACUUUUUUUUAAUUUGUAAUUUUUUUGUGCAACUUCUUGAGCUACUGUCUAUAAAGCGAGAAUUUAUUACUAUUUAUGUAACGCUACUACCAUUUUAUAUUGAUUUGUGUUGGAAUCUCAGUGCUUUUCUAUGAAUAAAGUGUGAAACACG
This is a messenger RNA of Seriola aureovittata, 8575 nucleotides long. RefSeq names its product zinc finger, SWIM-type containing 5 (gene zswim5). The record is from RefSeq and is a predicted model, not a curated record. Lineage: Eukaryota; Metazoa; Chordata; Actinopteri; Carangiformes; Carangidae. Gene Ontology annotation, cellular component: Cul2-RING ubiquitin ligase complex. Bases 326 to 3832 code for a protein of 1168 amino acids. The transcript is spliced from 16 exons.